Eremothecium cymbalariae DBVPG#7215 is the source of this 2697-nucleotide messenger RNA. It is a transcript of the gene CRT10, whose product is annotated as Crt10p. Lineage: Eukaryota; Fungi; Ascomycota; Saccharomycetes; Saccharomycetales; Saccharomycetaceae. The transcript has a single exon. Bases 1 to 2697 code for a protein of 898 amino acids. The record is from RefSeq and is a predicted model, not a curated record.
AUGAGUGAACUACCUUUAGAGGACAGUUUAGCUUUUAAAAGGUAUUUAACUUCACGAGGUUAUGUGCUAGAAAAAUAUAAAAAGUCCUAUAUGGAAUAUGAGCCAAGAAUGAAGUCCAAACUGAACAUUAAAGAUAAACUUGAAGACAAAUUUCCUGCUAGAUGGGAAUGCUCAGUUGAUGGACAUAUUAAUCUGAAACACCUAAAAAUACAAGAUAAACUGCAAUUUUCGGAAUCUUUCAAGUCUACGGAGCUUUCGUACCGUGACCGCAACUUUAUUGACUCAAUAAAAAGUUCCGGAUCCUACGCAGAGCCAGUUUGGGGUUCCAAUGGGAAGUACUUGAAUCCUGCAGAUACUUUGUUGCCAGAAUGGGAGAGGCUUAAGAUUCAGGAAAAUGUUACGUCAUUUCGAAUGUUCCAAUCAGUAUACCGGCAUGGCUUUGAUAAUAAUUUGAUUUGUAUUAGCCAAAACAGAAUGUUGUUCAUUGCCUGUGGUUAUGAAUUUCUAGUGAUUGAUUUAUUACGAUCUGAGUUUUCGACUAAGUUUAAUACAAACGAACUGAGGUUCAAUCUGCUGGACUCGUCAUUAAUGUACAAUCCAAUUCCACUGUCUGCGUUAAACUUUUUUGGACAUGUUGUGAGAGAUUAUAGGGUUCAUUUCAUUAAGGCCUGCCAAUUUUACAAUGAAGAAUAUGUGGCCAUGUGUUGUGAAAAUGGCUACAUUAUGAUGUUUUUAGUGGAUGAAUUCAUAAAUUAUGAUAUGAAUGAGGACGAGAAUCGUUUUAACAGGCCAGUAAUGAAGCCUAAAUAUAUAUUAGAAGCCCAGGGCUCCUGCUGGUCUUUUGAUAUAUAUGAUGACGAUCCCAAUGUUAAAUACAUUGCUGCUGGCCACAAUGAGGGUAGUGAACCUACGGGAAUAACAUUAUUUGCACAUUCAACGGGUAUGAAUCGUUUUACAAGCACAGAGGUGUACAUUGAACAUAACGUACCUUAUGUAUCGUUUGUCAAGAAUGUGAAGCCCAGUGAUCACAUUGCUCUAGCAUAUGCGUCUAUCUUUGGAACUAUAGGCACUAUAAUACUGCAAAGGUUUAUUUACACAAAACACAAGGAAUAUAAACAAGGCAGUUCAAGAAUACCUUGGGAAUAUAAUGAUGAACAGAACUUCCCUAACAGCUGCUGGACCAUUAUACCUGUGAAGAAGUCAGACUUCCAUCAAGUUGGACAAUAUGAAUAUCUUUCAAAUAAUUUUAACAAUGUUCACAAGAAAAUAGAGCUUGGUUUGAUUUACCAGGAUAGUUUAUUGCUUUCAUGUUGCCCAAUGAAACCAAGCGAAUCCAGUGUUUUGGGAAUUGGUGCUGAUAUGGCUCAAAUUCUUGUUCCUACAAGCCAGCUUCAAUUACUUAAUGGUUAUCAGUGUUUGGGCCGCUGGGUUGAGUUUAAAUUCACCUGCGCAAACCUUUUAAAUGGAUCUGGCUGCUUAGUUCCUUACCAAGAGGCCAUGAUUAAAAAUAGUUGUAUGUCUUACAAUGAAGAAGAUAGUUGUUUCUAUUUCAUUCCUAAAUCUGAACUACCUUUAGGUGACGAGAAAUUAGAAACUGGGUUAAAGGAAGCUGGUUAUAGGAUUAAUCCUGAGUUCGUGAUAUCCCAUAAAAAGUUAGACCCAGCUGACGUGAAUGAUUUAUUUAAUUUUCAACCACUGGAAGCACCUAUUACCUCAUUUGCAUCUUUCCAACUGUCAUUUGACGAAGAUGUUAAGGAAAAAAGUCCAGGUGACUGCGAAUCAAUAUUGCAAUGUGUACAUGGCGCAAGUGAAUCUUUUGACCAUGCAAGAGGUGAACGAAAAUACCCUGACAAUACUUUCAAACAUAAACAUUACGUCAAAGUUACUAGAAAAUGGAUGACAGACGACUCAAUAUUUUUCCCGAACUUGGACGAAAGGCCGAAUAACUCUGCAAUAUGUGAUUUAGAUUCUGUUAUGGAUCGCAGUUCACUUGAUUCAUUAUCCCACUCUUCAACUCAUGAGGCGAGUACAAGCCCACAGAGUGAAGUUGGGUCUAUCAGUUCAAAAGAAUUUACAGAUAUCUCAUUGACCAAUCAUAUCGAGAAGCUUUAUAGAUUAUACUCAAACCUUAAAAAGAAUACAAGACAUAAUCUAGACGGUCCACAAUUUGAAAGCCCAGUUUGUCAGGAACAUUUAUUUCUUGUCACUACAAACACGAGGGUAUACUUAGUACAUUCGGAUCCUAUGAUUAUAAAGGCAAUGACAUUAAAUGAUAUUUUCCCAACAAGUGAUGUUACUACAUGUCACCCAGCAAUAGAAGAUUUGAAUCGUAUCUCUAUCACCUGCUAUAUACGGGAACUAUCCUGCUUUGUUGUGGCUUCUCAAAUGGGAUUAAUAUCGAUCUUGAGACUAACGCAACAUGAUGGCUUGUAUUCUUUUAGACAAGAAUAUAUUUUAGGCUGGGAACAUAUCCCACCUAAUAAGAGAGAUUCUAUGUGUAUGUCACAUUAUACUGUACUUGGAUUAGAGGGUUCGAAUUCAUCCUGUGGCUACUGUAACACCGCAUUCCCAUAUUACCAGAUCGAGGGUAUGGACUAUAUAUAUGUUGCAGAUGAUCCAAUAAAUAGCGUCGAAGAGUAUGUAGUGUUGUAUAUAUGGUACCGAGAUAAUUUGGCAAGAUAUAUUAUCAAGAAAUAA